Messenger RNA from Anopheles stephensi (Asian malaria mosquito), 3507 nucleotides. RefSeq names its product prolyl 4-hydroxylase subunit alpha-1-like. NCBI's taxonomy places the organism in Eukaryota, Metazoa, Arthropoda, Insecta, Diptera, Culicidae. Gene Ontology annotation, biological process: peptidyl-proline hydroxylation to 4-hydroxy-L-proline. The transcript has 9 exons. The record is from RefSeq and is a predicted model, not a curated record. Bases 1116 to 2786 code for a protein of 556 amino acids. Gene Ontology annotation, molecular function: procollagen-proline 4-dioxygenase activity; L-ascorbic acid binding; iron ion binding. Gene Ontology annotation, cellular component: endoplasmic reticulum.
CAGUAGAAAUGGAUCGGCAGGUAAAGGUAGACGCCGUUUGGCCACCACACCGUACGGAUGUUUUCGUUGCGUGCGACGUUUAUCAUUCCGCGUUCCGCGUGUGUUUAUGCGAGGUUUUUGUUUCGUGUGUUUAUGUUGUGUUUACGAAGUAUCGCGAAGUUAGUAGUUGGAGGUUUUGUUUACAAUAUGGUGUACGCGUGUGAUGUUUUUUGGUGUGAUGAUGUAAAGUUCGAAGCAGUAUCAAGAAGAGUUACAACGCAUGGGACUAAAGGUAGGCGAUUUUUGGAGAAAUUCAACAGAACUGCGUUCUCGGUCUCUUUCCCUCCAAUGGUGCAUAUACCGGCCAAGCGCUGAUGCAGCUGGGGUGAGAUUUUCAUAGGGUGAAUUUUAUUCUCUCCCUCUCUCUCUCUCGCUCACUCACUCACUCUCUCGCUCUUUCGAUGGCAUCUGCGUAUCGCGCUGCAUGCUGAGGAUCGCAUAACAACAACAACGAAGCCGGACUCGAGUUUUAUGACAGAUGGCUACGUGACUCUACGGAACACCACACACUACACCGAGAGCAGUACAAAACAAAACCGUACCAGCCAAAGAAGAAAAAGACUUCCUUUUCCUACAUACACCCCCGCACGGUGUAGCAUCUGUGGUAUUUGGCGGCGUGCAACCCACUAGCCUUGGUACACUGUAGUGUAACGCAUUACGGCAUCAUUGUAGCAUACUCUCGCGACACCGAGCCAGGACGCAGUCACCACGGAGCCGUAUACUGGCACGGUAAUUGUGUAGCGAAUCGUGAAAAAGGGAAUCGUGUUGCCAUUCGGUUAGUUUGUUCGCGUCGUACAGUGCUGUCAUAGUAUGCCGUGUAGUUUGAAUGUGCGUUCCCGGUGUGUUUUGCUGCAGUUGGGUGCAGAGCUAAAGGUGCAGUAACAGAUAUCGAGCGGCAUUUGUUGGUGCAAGACGAAGCAUUGCGUCGAACAUAUCGUCUACCAGCGGCAGCAACAGUGGUGGUCUAGCUGGAAACAGUCGCGGACCAACACCCUUUUGAGUGCGAACGUGAAAGACUUGCAACCUUCCGAACGGCCAUUUGCGAUUGCUAGCUCCCCCAGCUCGGGAUCGUCGUGAUGUGUCGUCAUCCCACACUGUACGGGAAGAUGUUACCGGUGUUGGUGGCAACCGGCAUCACCCUGCUGCUACUGCAGCCACCGGUCGACGGUGAACUGUUUACCGCGUUGGCAGAUAUGGAAGAGUUGCUCGAAACGGAAGCCGUACUAAUUACCAAUCUCGACAGUUACGUACAAGCGCAGGAAGAAAAGCUGAUGCAGCUGCGCCGAAAAGUGCACGAGUAUCGGCGGGAACACACGGAAGCGGCCCGGGACGUGAGUGCGUACCUAUCGAAUCCGGUCAAUGCGUUUCUGCUGACCAAGCGUCUCACGACCGACUGGCGAUACGUAGAAAAUCUUAUGACAUACGAAGUUGGGAAGGAAUUUCUCGAGAACGUGACAAGCUUCCGGAGUGUGCUAAAGUUCCCAUCGGAUGAGGAUCUGAAUGGGGCGGCAGUUGCGCUGAUGAGGUUGCAGGACACGUACAACCUGGACACGGCUAGCCUUGCCCGGGGUAUGCUUAAUGGGGUGCAGUACAGUACGAAACUAUCCGCCGGCGAUUGUUUUGAGCUGGGACGUCAAAGUUACCUCAAUGGAGAUUACUAUCACACGGUGCUGUGGAUGCGCGAAGCAAUGGAUCGACUAACGAGUGAGGUUAACCGUACCGCGACCAAAGAGGAUGUGCUGGAGUACUUAGCGUUCUCUACAUUUAAGCAAGGAAACAUUCAGACGGCCCUCUCGAUGACGGAAGAACUGCUCGAGCUAGUACCGGAUCACGAGCGUGCCGUCAGCAACAAGGCGUACUAUGAGAAGGAGCUGCAAAAGGAAGCCCAGCAAAAGAUACUGCGUGGAGACGAUGGUAGCGAGGAGGUCCCGAUUGACACCACCACGAUCCAGAAAGAGGCAACAGCACACGUAUACGACACCAGCGAGCGCAAGUUGUACGAGCAGCUGUGCCGAGGUGAACAGCAACCACCAAUCGAGCUACGGUCGCAGCUCGUCUGCCGAUACACCACCAACACGUCACCAUUUUUACGGAUCGGUCCACUAAAGCUCGAAGAAGCGUAUUUGCGUCCGUACAUCGUCAUUUACCACGAGGUGAUGUCCGACCGGGAAAUCGAACGCAUCAAGCAGUACGCUCGGCCACGGUUCCGCCGGGCGACGGUGCAGAACUACAAAACGGGAGAGCUAGAGUUUGCCAACUAUCGCAUCAGCAAGUCGGCCUGGUUGAAAGAUGCGGAGGAUGAGAUGAUCCGCACGAUUAGCCGGCGUGUUGAGGACAUGACGGGGCUGACGAUGGAAACGGCGGAAGAGUUGCAGGUUGUAAACUACGGCAUUGGUGGCCAUUACGAGCCACACUUUGAUUUUGCGAGGCGCGAGGAACGCAACGCAUUCAAGAGUCUCGGUACCGGCAAUCGUAUCGCUACCGUACUGUUUUACAUGAGUGAUGUAACACAGGGUGGUGCGACCGUAUUUCCUUCGCUGCAUCUGGCUCUGUGGCCUCGCAAAGGGACUGCCGCCUUCUGGUUUAAUCUGCACGCAUCCGGCCGCGGUGACUACGCGACACGGCAUGCCGCCUGUCCGGUACUUACCGGCACCAAAUGGGUAUCGAACAAAUGGAUCCAUGAGCGUGGACAAGAGUUUCGAAGACCGUGCGGGCUACAGCUAGACCACUCGGAGGAAGAGUUCUGAUAGUAUAACUGGUAGCGAAACCAGCAUAUCAUCCUACCACCAUGACCUAAUACCAAACGCAAAUCUGCCAUAGUGUUUAGUUUCAAAUUAUAACCACGCAACGAGAUGUUUGAAGUAAGUUUAAGUAAGUGCCAACUUUAAAUUGUUAAACACGAAAAAGAACAGUGAGGCCAUACAUAGUUUAGUUAGGCGAAGAGAGAGACAGAGACAGAAAUUUUAUUAAUUUAACGAGAGCUUGCUUUGAGUACUUCCAGAUCAGUUCUGUUUUUCCUUUUCGCAGCUCCUCGUCUAGGUUAUGUCUCUUAGUAAAUUUUGCUAACCCCUUUUUUUCUUCACUUGCCAUACUUGUUCUGCUUGUCAUUUGUCAUCGAAACACAUACCAACACCCAGUCGACAUCCAUGCCUCAUAUUUAAGAGAACACCAAAAACCACUCCAUGUUUUUCGCCACCAUAAGGUGAAGAAAAUGGAUUCGUUUAACAUUUAACACAAAAGCUGAAGCUUUAAAGGUAGGAGAGAUGUUGAUAGGAUGUAUUUAAAAUGGGAUGUAUGUGCGUCCUUGAAGGAGGAGUUGUUGUAGCAACACCGUUCAAAUUAAAGUCGUGUUUGACGUGUGUUCAGGCGAUCGAGAAACUAAACAGCAAAGCAAGCCCCAAGUGGUGUGAGAGGAAGAAAUUCCCGUACUAAAAUUGUGAAAUAAAGCAUUUUUACGUAAAAUUAAAA